Molecule: messenger RNA, 522 nt
Organism: Ostertagia ostertagi
Lineage: Eukaryota; Metazoa; Nematoda; Chromadorea; Rhabditida; Trichostrongylidae
Source: the annotation of a GenBank genome assembly
AUGACAGCACAAAAUAAGUCGGUGACAGUGAAGGACAUCUGGCAUGGAUUGGAAGGUGUCUACAAAAAAGGACUGACUAGAGCAAUAGGCGUGUCGAAUUGGAACGGCGAACAAAUCGAACGUGUUCUCAAAACCGCUACCGUGCCCAUUCAUAACCUUCAGGUAGAGCUUCACCUUUACUGGCCUCAACAUGAACUUCACGAGAUCUGCAAGAAACAUAACAUUUCCCUUACUUCGUACGCCACUUUGGGAUCACCAGGACGAGCAAACUUCAUGGCUGAAUUCUGCUACGCUACGCCGUUGGACCGAGGAAUCGCCAUCAUUCCGAAAUCCGUAAAACCUAAACGAGUAGUCGAAAACUUCUCGAUAUUCGACUUUUCGUUGACCAACGACGAAAUUAAACUGCUCGAGUCUAACACCAAACAUCGCCAGAGGCUCUUUACAGACGAUUUCAUGAUUGGUCACCCAGAGGAUCCAUUCAAAAACGAGAGGAAAGCCUUGAAGCGAAGGCCUCGAAAUUGA